Molecule: messenger RNA, 588 nt
Organism: Strongyloides ratti
Lineage: Eukaryota; Metazoa; Nematoda; Chromadorea; Rhabditida; Strongyloididae
Exons: 1
Coding region: 1-588 (195 amino acids)
Source: RefSeq, a predicted model, not a curated record
AUGAUAUCUGACGAUAUUUAUUCUUUUACCAAAAAAACCACAAAAAAGAAUGACAAGGUUGUAACUAAAAAAAAUGUACAUUUUAACAAUAAAAAGAAUAAUGUUUCAAGAGAUGUUUUUAAAGAUAUAUAUAUUCCAUCAAAAUAUGUAAUAUCAAACAAUUCUCGUCUAAAAAAAGAUUUAUUUGAUAUAGAAAAUAAUAAAAGUAGAAUAGAAACAAUUCCUGAAAAGCAAUACAUUAAUACAAGCCAAAAACAUAAUAAGAUUUUUAAUAUUACAAAUUUAGUAGAACAAACUACAUUACCAAUUCCAAUUAUUUCAGAUAUUUCAACAAAUUAUCAGAAUAAUCUUAUUUUUGGAAGAUUUAAAUUAUGGUUUGUGGUAAUUUUUGCUAUAUUCUACAGUAUAUUAAUUGUGGCAUCAAUUAUAAUAUGUCGAAUUGAUUUAAAAGUAAGAAAUACAACAGUAGCAUGUAGAAAAAAAUCUUUAAUUUGUGAAAGUGAACUUAAAAAUUCUACUACAAAAGCUCCACCAAGCUUGACACCUCCAAAAUAUCAUGAUGAAAAUAAUAUUAAAAAUGAAAUUUAA